GCCCCACUGGUCAUCUUCUUCUUCUCCCCACACCGUCUGCACCAUGGCCACCCUUGCCGCGCCGCCGUCCUUGCCGCGGCCGCCCUCGCCGCGCGGCGGCCCCGCCCCGGCGGGCCUCGCCGUGGCGCCCCGCCCUCGCCGUGCUGCGCAGCUCGCGGCCUUGCAAGAAGGGAGGCAGCUGCAGGCGCACAUCGUGAAGCUCGGGUUCCAGCACGACGAGCACGUGCAGAACAGCAUCAUCAGCUUCUACGGCAAGUACGGCGAGCCGGCGAUGGCUCGCCUGGCGUUCGACCGGACGGAGCCCGAGGAGCGGACGAAGGCUUCCUGGAGCGCGCUCCUGGCGGCGUACACGAGGGCCGGGCUGUGGGGCGAGUGCCUCGAGUCGUUCGGCGCGAUGGUGCGGGAGGGGUGGAGGCCCGACGAGAGCUCCAUGGUCAGCGCGCUCUCGGUGUGCGCGCACCUGGGCGCCUACGACGUCGGGCGGAGCAUCCACUGCUCGCUGCGACGCGGCCGUGUACCGGAUCCACGGCGACCUGGGCCUCGCCGAGCACGCCCUGCAGGAGCUGAGGCGCCUCGGCGCCGCCAACGCCGGCUGCCGUCGCCGUGCUGCCCUCGCCGCGCGGCGCCCUGCCCUGGCCGCCCUCGUCGCGCUGCGCCGGGGCAGACCUCGCCGCGGCCGCCCUCGCUGCGCGUCACAGCGGAGCUCGAGCGGUGGCCCGAGAUGGGCGCCCGCCGCCGGUCCCCCGCCGAGGCCGUCGCGCGGUGCCCGCACGCCUGGAUGCGCGAGGCGCUGCAGCGCUUCGCCGGCACCGUCGCCGGGGCCGAGGCCGACGUCGCGGCGGCGCUCCUCGGCUCCGCCCCGUAGCCGGGCGCGCGGGCUCUGCUCCGGCCUCGCGCGUUUUUCGGCCGGCCAGACGCGGCGGCGGCGCCCUGCGCCCGCGGCUUGUCCGCAGUGGCGGCGCCCGGCGCCCGCGGCGACCGCGCCCGGCCCACGCGGCGGCAGCGCCCUGCCCUCCACCGGCGGCAAGGUCGGGCUCGAGAUGGGGAG
This is a messenger RNA of Panicum virgatum (switchgrass), 1048 nucleotides long. RefSeq names its product serine/arginine repetitive matrix protein 1-like. Gene Ontology annotation, molecular function: RNA binding; protein binding. Bases 44 to 865 code for a protein of 273 amino acids. NCBI's taxonomy places the organism in Eukaryota, Viridiplantae, Streptophyta, Magnoliopsida, Poales, Poaceae. Gene Ontology annotation, biological process: RNA modification. The transcript is spliced from 4 exons. The record is from RefSeq and is a predicted model, not a curated record.